CCGCCGACGGCGGUCGCGCGGUCGCCCCUCGCCACGCCUCGCGCGCUCGCGUCGUCCUCCUCUCUCGCCUCUCGACGCGUCCAACGCACGGCGCGAGGCGUCUACCCGGCGCGGCGUCCUCGUCGCGACGUCUUCCGCGUCAUGGCGUCCGCCUCCCCAGCGACCGCUCCAGGAGAUCUCAUCAGUCUCCUCGGCACGAUGGAUCGAACCGUCGUCGCCGAGCGCGGCGCGCUGCACCUCCAGACGCCGCUCAUCCUCUCGAAACCGAUGAGCGAGCGCUUCGGCAGGGACGUGUACGUCAAGCUCGACGCGUUCCAACCGAGCGGCUCGUUCAAGCUCAGAGGGAUCGGAUACACGUGCCAGAAGGCGGUCGCGAGCGACGGCGCGCGCGCGUUCGUGUCCAGUAGCGGCGGCAACGCGGGGCUCGCGACGGCGUACGCGGGUCAGAUGCUGAAGAUCCCGACCACGGUCGUCGUCCCACAGAGCACGCCGGCGUUCAUUCGCGCGCGUCUGGAGGCGUACGACGCGAAGGUGAUCGUCCACGGCGCGCAGUGGAGCGAGGCGAACGAGCGCGCCGCGGAGAUCAACGCGUCGGCGAACGGGAAGAUGGUGCACCCGUUUGAGGACGCCGACACGUGGACGGGGCACGCGACGGUCGUGCACGAGAUCGCGUCCGAGUUGAGGGCGUUGGGGGCGAUAAGGUGGGUCCCAACAGGGGGGACCCUAAACGAAGAGGAGGAGGAGGAGGAGGGCGAGAAGGCCGUCCCCGCGAUGCCGGGCGCGUUCGUGACGUGCGUCGGCGGAGGCGGCCUUCUCGCCGGGAUCCUGCAGGGCUUAAGCGAAGUCGGGUGGGGCGACGACGUGCCGGUGAUCGCCGCGGAGACGAUCGGCGCGGACUCGCUCGCGUCGUCCGUCGACGCGGGCGAGGUCGUGACGCUGCCGGGGAUCUCGUCCGUGGCGAAGUCGUUGGGCGCGGCGUCGCCGUCGCCGACGGUGCUGGAGAUGUGUUUGAAGCGGCGGGUGGGAUCGAAGAAAUUGGCGCGGCCGUGGAGGACGACGGACAGAGACGCCGUGGAAGCGUGCGUGAAGUUCGCGAACGACCACCGAGUGCUCGUCGAGCCCGCGUGCGGGGCUGCGCUCGCGGCGAUAUAUUCGGGGAAGUGCGACGAGCUGAAGGAGUGCGGCGAAGGGCCGAUCGUCGUUCAGGUGUGCGGCGGCGCCGUGAUCGACCUUCCGACGCUCGCGGCUUACGCGAAACAGUUCGACGUGGACUUUGAUUAAGUAACGUAUGUUGUACGGUUAAACGUAACGUAUACACC
Molecule: messenger RNA, 1319 nt
Organism: Micromonas pusilla CCMP1545
Lineage: Eukaryota; Viridiplantae; Chlorophyta; Mamiellophyceae; Mamiellales; Mamiellaceae
Exons: 2
Coding region: 142-1281 (379 amino acids)
Biological process (GO): L-serine catabolic process; L-threonine catabolic process
Molecular function (GO): pyridoxal phosphate binding; L-serine ammonia-lyase activity; threonine deaminase activity
Source: RefSeq, a predicted model, not a curated record